Molecule: messenger RNA, 2633 nt
Organism: Stegostoma tigrinum
Lineage: Eukaryota; Metazoa; Chordata; Chondrichthyes; Orectolobiformes; Stegostomatidae
Gene: sgo1
Product: shugoshin 1
Exons: 10
Coding region: 233-2284 (683 amino acids)
Biological process (GO): meiotic chromosome segregation
Cellular component (GO): chromosome, centromeric region; nucleus
Source: RefSeq, a predicted model, not a curated record
GCCCGUUAGCGGUCACGUGCGCUCGGCACAGGGAGCCAAUCAGCUUCGGCCUUGCCUGAGUUUGAAUUCGUUGUUUAGAAUUUUCAACCGAGCGUCGGGACCCGGGAGCAGGCAGAUCGUACCACACAAAGUGCAUCAGGGUAACAGAACAGAGUGCAGAAUGCAGUGUUAAAGCUGCAUAGAAAGAGAUCUGAAUUAACAUUUGAGAGCUAUUAAAGAAUAAAGAAGGAAAAUGGCCAUUGAGCGAUGUCAAAAGAUCUCUUUCCAGGAAAAUCUGGAAGCUAUCAAGGAGCGAAUGAAAGAGAAACGGAAUCAAAAUCAGACUAAAAAUAACAGGGGUAAACAAACUUUGACCUCAAAAAUGAAAACCAAAGUACUGAGUAAGAGCGCUUAUAUAAAAAAUAUCCAAGCGAACAAUCACAAUCUAGCUCUAUCCCUGGAAGCAGAAAAGAAGAAACUGAGACAAGCAUGUGACGUCAUACUAUCCUUGAAAAGAGAACGCCAAGCAAUGAUGUUCUAUAUUCUCAUGCUUAAAAGGAAACUUGAAGAGCCUUCUGCAGUCCAAUUCGAGAAUUUGAGACACAUUUCUGAUUCUAUAGGUGAGGAUCUAAACAACUUUGGGGAUGAUUUACCUCAAUGCUUACCAUCAUGUUCUUCACCUGUUGAAUUCUUCAAUCAGGAUGCUGAGAGGCAAGUUUCCUUGAAUUCUGAAGUUUUCCAUUCUCCUGAAAAUUCUGAGUUCACCACUGAAUCAAGUAGAGCACUCUUCUCCAGUACGGUGGAGACACCGCCUGCAUUAAAAGGCAUAUCCAGAGGGAGAAGUCAAGACUCCAUCCAUAUAGUACCUCCAUUGGAUGAUGCAUCUUUUGAGAGAAUGGAUACUUUGCCAGUGGGGGUUUCCAUUAGGCGACGAUCUGGAAGGAGAAGCUCCUCUUUCCAUCCUCAAAUUAGUGCCUUCAAUUUAUUCACUACUUUUGAAAACUGUACAGAGGUACCUUCAAGUGAAGAACACAAGUUCGAUACAAAAUUCGAAGCUUUUGAAAAUGUGCCACAUUCUCUCGAUCCUAAUCAAGGAACUGAAACAGGAAGCACUGAACGAAAUCGGGUGCAAAUGUCGGACAACUGGCAUUCUGAAAAACUUGAAACCAAGUUUACAAGCAGUGUGAGUAACACUGAAUUUGUAAAUUCAGAAAAUCCAGGGAGGAUUUCAGAAACAGAACAGGAACUGGAGCAAAGGGGAAGAAGAAAGAUAAUGGAAAGAAAUAAAAGUAUGUCUUUAAAUAAACAUCUGGAACCUGCAAGAACUAGAGCCAGAUCAAAAAGUAGAGAUCGAAGUCAAAGUAAAGGAAGUGCUGCCAAAGAAAGAAAAAUGGUUCUUGACUGCAGUGAUACGUAUAAUUUUGAUUAUGAAGAAGGUGUUCAUCUUACACCUUUUCGUAGAAAACCUGAACCAAGUGCAUGUGAGAACAUAAACACCACCAAAGGCAGCAUUGCUUCAGAGAGUAAUUCAGAUGAUGAUUUGGAUGAUAGUCUUUAUCUACCUCCUGCUGAUAAAAGACUCAAGAAAUCAUCUAGUGUGUGUAAAGCUAAAAGUGAAACACCAACAGCCCUAACAACGAGGCCACGCAAAAGAACAGUAAUUCUCCGAAAGGAGACAGCUCUCAAAAAAGAACAUGGUGCAGAAAUCUCACAAAAUGAAACAGCACAAUCUAACUUGUUGAAAACAGAGUAUACUGCAGAGGAUUGCCAGUUACAAAUGGAAUCAGAUAAUGAACAGGAAAACAUUUCUUCUAUCAAACAUAAAGUAGAUAAUUUUCCAAAUUCUAAAGAAAGCAGCACAGUUGAAUAUCUCAAACCAGUACUGAAGAAAUGUGUGCUCCUCCAGCAAGAAGAAAAUGCAAUAAAGAAUGCAACAAUAAAGAACAAAGAAAAGUUUAAAACAGCAAGAAAAAGCUUUACACCUCGCUUCAGUCUGUGUGAUGUCACCAAUUUUUCAAAACUACCUUCUGAAAAGAAGGAAAAGAAGAUGUCCUGUCCUGCUUUGUUAGAAGGAAUGAAUAAGAUUUCGCCAGUAGUUGUUAGUAAACGCAGAUGCACGAUGGCUGUAAAUUACAAGGAACCCAGUCUCACAGCGAAACUACGGAGAGGAGACCGGUAUACUGACACACAAUUUUUGAAUUCACCAAUAUUCAAACAAAAAAAGAACAAUGCACGUAUUCACAAAUCUGGGAAAAAGCCACUUCCACUUAAUAGAUACAAUGAGGCGUUUGUCGGCUGCCAAUAAUUUUUUUUACUAAAUAUUAAAUGUGUUGAGAUCAUGAUAUUUUUGAAGUUUAAUCACUUAUUGUAUGAUUUUGUUUUAAUUUCAAACCUGUUUCAUAGGAAGAGUUUUUACACGUAGUUAGAUGCUCAAGAAAAGCUUAAUAAAUAUGAACUGCAAGUUUAUUUAAUUGGUGUCAGUCAUUCUUGCAUAAUGUCAAAUUUCUGUCCUCAAUGCUAAUUCAUGUCAAAUAACAUUGUAUUGUGUGACUUGAGUACAUCACCUACUGAGGCUGCAUUUGGUAGUAUUUAGAAUGGCCUUAAACAUCAUUAAAUAGUGUGUGAAGCAUUUGAAUAAAUCAUCAUAUUUAAAA